AUGAUUUUCGGGUGGAACAAGAUUAACGGGUUUACAUUUUCGGUGGCGAAAAAGACGAAAGUAUUAGUGACCCACAGCAAAAGACUCCGGGAAGUUGCUGAAGACGACAUUACUUUCAUGGAGGAAGACGCGUAUGGACUAUUGCAACCGCAUAAUGAUGCCCUGGUAAUCUCUGUAAAUGUUUUAGAUUUUAAGGUUAAACAUGUUCUGGUGGAUCCAGGUAGUUCAGCCAAUAUUAUCCAAUGGAGAGUGUUAGAGCAAGCUAAGCUCAUCGGAAGUAUCAUUCCAGACCCAAAACUCCUUGCCUUGUUCAAUCUGGAAACCGUGACAACCCGGGGAGAAAUCUUGCUGCCCACGAAUGCCAAAGGGGUGAUAAAGACAACCCUUUUCGAGGUAGUGGAUGGCGAUAUAGGUUACAAUAUCAUUCUGGAGAGACCAUGGUUACACAAAAUGAAAACGAUGCCAUCAACAUAUCAUCAGUUUCUGAAAUUUCCAACUUUCGAGGGACUCAAACAAAUAAAAGGUGAUCAACCGACAGCAAGGGAGAUUAAUGCAAUCUCAGUCUCUAGUAGCAAAAUGAAGGAGCAUGCGAUAUAG
Nicotiana tabacum (common tobacco) is the source of this 597-nucleotide messenger RNA. RefSeq lists its product as uncharacterized. The record is from RefSeq and is a predicted model, not a curated record. NCBI's taxonomy places the organism in Eukaryota, Viridiplantae, Streptophyta, Magnoliopsida, Solanales, Solanaceae.